This is a messenger RNA of Phytophthora nicotianae INRA-310, 1189 nucleotides long. RefSeq lists its product as hypothetical. The transcript has 2 exons. NCBI's taxonomy places the organism in Eukaryota, Oomycota, Peronosporomycetes, Peronosporales, Peronosporaceae. The coding region runs from base 218 to 613 and encodes 131 amino acids. The record is from RefSeq and is a predicted model, not a curated record.
AAAAAAAAAAAAGCUGAUACGUGUACACGUCCGUAGGGAAAUAAAUAUCUGUCGUUAUUUAUUUUACCACUGCUGCAGGAAAACUUCCUAUUCGGACGACUUCCUCGGGUCGUCCUCUUCCCUUGCGUAGCAUCUCGAGUACGGGUGUGGGCGACGUCUCGGCUUUGCGUAAAUCUCGGGCGACGGCGGCGGACUUGACGACGUGAAGCCGCUCCAGAUGCCAGAAAGCGAGCACACGGCCUGCUGUCGCUCCAGUCGCGGGUGUAGCAUCCUAGGCCCGCGGAAUGGGCAUCCAGAGGGCGGAGACGGCGACUCGUCACUCUCUGUCGACGGACAGCGCGGUCUCCUGUGUCCUCUGUGUCUGUGCUGCGGCUCUGCGUCGUCCAUGGCCUCAAUACGCUUACGCCACGACUGGAGAAGACACGGGAGGCCCGAGACGUCGUCUGAGCCUGCGGCUGAUGCUCUGUGCGCCUCGAGGCAGCGACUGCGCAUACGCUGGCGAAACUGCUGGAUGCGCUCGCACAAGAAGCUGCCACUAUCGGAGGGCGAGUCUGAGGAGUCCAAUGGUCGGGGCAUGGAGUGUAUGGCGUUCGGGAGGCUCUGGCUAGUGUGAUGGACGUUGUGGAGUGAGCAGGUUCUGCGCCUAUGUGUACUAGGAAGGAAGAGCGAAUGCACUGUGUGACCAUCGCUGGAAGGUCGGAAUGUUGGUAAUGUCCCAUCUAUACUCAAUCCAAGUUAUAAUGGCAAGUUGACGACAAGGGGGUGUAAGUGAUUGUGGUCGAGCUCGAUACCGCAGCAACGUCAAUAGAUGUUUUUGAUGCUGACGGCAUUCGCUCUGUGCUGAACGUUGGUCGGGUAGAUUGAUUGGUACACGCUGGAGCCAUUCGCUGUAGAGCUCACUUCAACUCACCUGCGGUCGUGGCAUUGAGUGAUCAGCGUAGCGAGUCAAAAUAGAAAUCAGUUUGGUCGCUGUGCAGAAAAGCAAACAUGCACGGACGUUCUGCCGACAUUAUUAACCUGCACGAAGCUCCUGCACACUCCUGUCAGCAAAGUGGCGUUUGAGUUGACUGCAACCAUCGCGUGCCUUUGCGUGCAGAUCCAUUCUUUGCGUACUUUUGGCACACAAAGAACGCAUUCGACCAACACACUGUAGCAUCAAUGCAAACCAAUAUAAAAUGUACUUCCUCGA